Cyphomyrmex costatus is the source of this 5370-nucleotide messenger RNA. It is a transcript of the gene RhoGAPp190, whose product is annotated as Rho GTPase-activating protein 190. The record is from RefSeq and is a predicted model, not a curated record. Bases 1 to 4956 code for a protein of 1651 amino acids. Gene Ontology annotation, cellular component: cytosol. Gene Ontology annotation, molecular function: GTPase activity; GTP binding; GTPase activator activity. NCBI's taxonomy places the organism in Eukaryota, Metazoa, Arthropoda, Insecta, Hymenoptera, Formicidae. The transcript is spliced from 22 exons. Gene Ontology annotation, biological process: regulation of axonogenesis; regulation of cell size; Rho protein signal transduction.
AUGGCGAGAAAAAGUGACAACGCAAAGAGCAUUAACGUCGCGGUUGUCGGGCUCUCCGGCACGGAGAAGGACAAGGGACAGGUCGGCGUCGGCAAGUCGUGUCUAUGUAAUCGCUUUAUGCGUUCCAUGAGUGAUGACUACAACGUCGAGCAUAUUUCCGUGUUGUCGCAGUCUGACUUCAGCGGACGUGUGGUGAACAAUGACCACUUCCUGUACUGGGGCGAGGUGAUGAAAACGGCGGAGGACGGGACGGAGUUUCAGUUUCAAGUCAUAGAGCACACGGAAUUUAUAGACGAUGCGUCGUUUCAGCCGUUCAAAGGCGGUAAAAUGGAACCAUAUGCGAAGAGAUGCGCCGCUACGAAGAUUACAAGCGCGGAGAAGCUCAUGUAUAUCUGUAAAAAUCAGCUGGGCAUAGAGAAAGAAUACGAACAGAAAGUUCUACCUGAUGGUAAAUUGAACAUUGACGGAUUUUUGUGCGUGUUUGACGUGAGUCUCGUGCCGAAUAGGGCAAUAGAGAAGCAGGUGGAGAUUGUGGCGAAUAUCUUGAACAAUUUGAUGAAGACGAAAAAGUCGAUAGUGCUGGUAACGACCAAAAACGAUGAUGCGAACGAACAGUUUGUCAAAGAGGCUGAAAAAUUGAUAAUGCGCAAAGAAUACAAGGGAUCGAUUUUGACCAUCGAAACCUCGGCGCACGAGAACAUCAACGUGGAUUUGGCGUUCAUGAUUCUGGCGCAGUUAAUUGACAAAACGAAAAUGCGUAGUAAAGUGGUACCAUUCGCGGAGGCAGCCAGAGCCAGGAAGGAACUUUUGGAUGCAUCGACGGAAUCGUUACAGAGAUUGAUCCGAAUACACGUAACCGAUUAUCGCGCCUUGUGGUCGCAGGCUUCGAAGAAACUCGCUCAACUCAAGGAAUUCUCCACUUUUGUAGAGUUAUUCGGUAUCGAAACGACGCAGAGAUUAUUCAGAAGGCAUAUUAAGAAGUUGAAAGAUGAACAGAUAGCGAAAAAAAUACAAGGCUACUUAGAUAUGUUACCAGAUAUACUUCAUGAAAUUUGUCCAGAUAUAUCGAAUUUAAUUAAUGAAGAAUGGUCGGUAGUACAACAAUACAUAAAGACGCAUCCUGAUUUUGAUCAAUAUUUCUAUGAAUGUCCCGAAGACAUACCGUGGAUUGAUUGUGAUUUUGGAGAAAACAACGGCACGAAAAUUCCAUAUGAUGUAUUGGAGACUCCUGAAGCAGAAACCGUAUUUAAAAAUCAUAUAAAUGCUUUACAGCAAGAGCAACGGCGACUGGAGUGGAAGAAACAAUUUAAACAAUUGUUGGAAGAAACUGGUUAUGUUACACCUGGAAAACACUUAUCUGAAGUUAGAGUUUUAUUUAUGGGUAGGGAAUGCUUUGAAGAGCUUUCUCAUCAUGAUUGCCAAGAAAUUUAUGAUCAGCAUCAAAAAGAAAUUAUUGAAAAAGCAAAGCACAAUUUUCAAGAAUUAUUGUUGGAACAUGCUGAUUUAUUUUAUCAUUUCAAGAGUAUAGCUCCUUCGGGAACUAUUACACAAGAUGAUAUAAAAGAAAUUACAGAUGCAUUAUUGGAUGAUUUUAGAUAUAAAGCGUUAGAUAGAUUAGAUCAAGAUAGAAAGUUAAUGUUGUUUCAACAUUUGGGAUUUGUACAUUGUCCUAUAAGGGAGCAUUGUCCUGCAUAUCCAAAUUGCAUGGACGCACUUAUAGAAAGAAUACUCGGAACGAAAGCACACAGACCUUCCUCAUGGAAUCACAGUAGUCAGUGGCAGUUAACGUCGGACAACAAUCAGUUAAAUUUAGUUAUACUUGGAAGUAACGGGCUAAGCGAAGAGUUUGCUCGCGAAAUAAGGGCACAAACAGAUGAUGAUGAAGUGGAAAUAGAUUGUCAACUCUACACCCUCGGAUAUCGUAUUAUAGACGGCGAUGUUGGACUGCCGCAUAAUUCUUUCACUACCUCCGAUUUUAUGCCACAUGGAUCCUUUUGUAUUUACUCGAAUGAAGAUUCAUUCGAAUACAUUCGAUCUUCUUUAGAGAAAACCUUGUUAUCAAAUCUAGAACAAGAGGACAGAUUACCAUUUCAAGGAUUACCCAUUGUAAUAAUGUUUAUACCAGAAGCUAGUAUUGAUGAAAUGGAGGCCAUGAAGCUCAGAGAAGAAGGACAAAAUCUCGCCGACAGUUUACAGUGUCCGUUUAUCGAUGUCUGCAUAGAUGAUCUGGAGCAGGAGAAGCAUAAAAGGUUUCCAACUUCAUUAGUAAAGGACGCUUUGCAACAACUUAUACAAUCCAUAAAUCACAGAGCUGGUUUUUUAAAUAUAUAUCAAAGCGUUAUUGAAUGUUUGGAGCCUGAUAUUAGAAUAAUAAUGUGUAUGUUCUGCGGCGAUCCUUAUUCAGUAGAAAAUGUUCUCGGCCCUUUACUCAAUCAUCAAUGCUGUUUUCUCAGUGGAGAUAGAUCUAUAGUUUUGGAAACGUUUUUGGGAGAAUGUAAACGUCGAGUUGAAGUUAUUAUCUCGAGUUUUCACGGAGCCAAUGCGUUUAGAGAUGAAUUAGUACAUGGUUUUAUACUCGUCUAUUCUACAAAGCGGAAAGCCUCUCUCGCGACUUUAAAUGCUUUUUCCACCAAUAUACCAAAUUUGCCGAUUCAAAUAAUGGCUGUGACUGAUACUGGCGGUGCGAAUGCCUUCUUUAGUAACGACUUAAGUCAUCUGCUUAUCACAGAGGGAAAUGCAAUUGCGGAUAAAUUGGAGGCACAUUUCAUGACAUCCGCAUCCAGUUGUCAACAAAAAACCGCAUUUUACACACCCUUCUUCAAAGUGGUAUGGGAGAAGAAACCGGAGAUCGAGCAGGCGUUUAACAUGGAGGAGCCAGGAAAUUUGAAUGACAGUGGAGAAGGCACUCUAGAAUAUUCAGCUUUACAUCCAAUGCCACCACCGCGACAUGAGAGCUAUCACCUUCAAACACCGGAUGACGGAAGCGGCUCCGAGUCGUACGAACAGUUGACACCCGACGGUGAUCUAGGUGAUACCGGUUUGACUGAACAAUUCGCUGACCACAGAGCCACUCCAAGUGACGACAGUGAUAUUUACAGCCAGGUUGAUUUCUAUCGGGAAGAGAGGGAGAGAGAUUUAAUGAAAAAUGAAGAUAUCACGAAUAAACUGUCUGGUUGGGUAAAGGACACGUUUAUGCACCAAGACGGAGUUACUAACAGUUACUCGCACAGAGCUUUUACGACAGGUCGACGGUACAUUUCCCAGGCUAAGCCACGACCAAAAGGCAACAGUCAGACCUUGAAACAACCUGGGAAAAUUAAUCUGAAAGACUUUUCUAAUGUAACGGACGUAAUAGCCAGAAUGACGAUCGGCGAGAAGGACGAACACGGCCCGAAAUUAACAAUGGGUCACGCUCCUCUCGCCACUCCGGAACUGGUAGAUCUUGGCUCAGAGUACGCCCAAGUGAAAGACGUUGUUCCGAACAUGUACUCCGCCUAUGAUGGCGAUUAUAUGUACGCUUUGGUGCAAGAUUCUAUUGGCAACAACAAAUCCAAGUUGCGUCACCGACGCGAAAAAGGACAGCCAUCAUACAGUGAUUCUGACUCGGAGUGGAGUUCCUUGGAGAGACAAAGAGCGACAGACAUCUUGGGCAAAGGGAAUAAAAAACCUUCAUCGCACAAACGAAUACGCAAGAAACGCACUGCGAUACCGGUCGCGACGCCAAAAGUGCCAUCAUUAGCCAGCAUGGGUAGCGGGGAUGGUAUAGUCGGCCUCAACUAUAACAUGAAAGAAGAGAAAAAUUGGCGUAUUGAUCCUACAGAGAGAGUAUCUAGCGAAACACCCGAUUCUUCUGAAUCAAGCGAUCCGGAACAUACAUCGAGGUCCAGAUCGAAACAAUAUAAAUAUGCAGCAGCUAGUCUGCGAAAAAGAUUUUCCGGAAAUUCUUUGCAACAGCAAUACUUACAACACCCGUUUAAUAUGAAACAUAUGACGCAGGAGAUGUUUAGCGCCUCUUCCAAACACAGAGGUGAAAAUACGUUUCCAGAUGAUGAAUCAAGUCUAGAUGUUUCUUCGCCGCGUGAAAUUAAUUCUCCCAGCUUCGGUAUAUUGAACAAGUCGAAGGACAGUGACAAGUUAACUAGAAAGAAAGAUAAACAAAAGGCAAAAGAAGACGAAAAGUUAGAGAAAAGAAGGCAAAAAGAGGAGAAACUCAAAAAGCAUGCGGAGAAGGAGAAAGAAAGAGAAAAGAAGAAACAGGAGAAAAUAAAACAGACCAAAGGCCCGGGAGGAACACCAAUCUCGAGUCAGUCACAACCCUUGAUUGAGGAUUUUGCGCAGAGCGAAACGAAUCGGAUACCUUUGUUUCUCGAGAAGUGCGUUAGAUUUGUCGAAGACGAGGGAUUGGAUUCGGAAGGGAUAUAUAGGGUGCCUGGUAAUCGUGCACACGUGGAAUUACUUUUCCAAAAGUUCGAAGAAGAUGGUAAUGUCGACAUACAUUCUUUGGAUAUUCCUGUAAAUGCUGUCGCUACAGCCCUGAAAGACUUCUUUUCCAAGAGAUUACCACCGCUUAUUGAUAAAGAACGCAUGAGCGAAUUGGAAGAUAUAUCGGGUGCACGAGGUAUUAGCAAACCUAUGUCGGCGACUUGCAUGAAUAUGGAAGAUCGAAGCGGGAGAUUGUUAGCCUUGCGUAUGAUGCUCAACAAGUUAAAUCCAGUAAACUUUGACGUUCUUAAAUUUAUCUUCCAGCACUUCGUGAAAGUUGCAGAGAAUUGUAAACUUAAUAGUAUGGACAGCAAGAACUUAGCGAUUUGUUGGUGGCCUACCUUACUACCGAUCGAGUUCAACGACCUCGGCAGAUUUGAAGCUAUGAGGCCGUACCUGGAAGACGUAGUCCAGACGAUGAUCGAUCAGUAUCCCUUCCUGUUCUGUGGUGAGGACGCUGUUGUGAUGGUGUAGUGACGAAACGCAUUACCUAAGUGUGCAGUGCAUACUUCUCAGCGUUCGUGCGAAACUGCAGUAUUUCUUGUGAACAGCGGUGGUAGAAGCGACGCGUCCAGCCGAGACCUCACAAUAGCGCGCCUGCUUCGUGAAAUAACCCGAUAUUUCUUUUAUACGUUGUCAACAGUUGCGAUACAGGCGUAAACGAUUGGUCUCAAAAUAUAGUUUGUUAGUUAUUAAUAUUAAACUCGCUUUAGCAUUCGUAAUACAACUACUACAAGUUCCACGUAGAUGCAACGUGGACGAACAAAGUCUCUAUUUAAGUUUAAUUAUUCACAUUCGUUCAUUUCCGGAAUGUGCGACAAGCAAGAUUUUUUCUCGUGGAAUCGAUCGAUUGAUGGUCCUAAGAUAAUGGUUAUUCGCGUGCGCGGA